UUGGCUUAUCAACCUGUUGUUUCAGAGAUAAGAGGGUCAUUCGUUCGAGUUCGUUUGUUGCAUUGCAUCAAUGGCUUCUUCAGUUUUAGCCAAUUUCCUAUCCAUUUUCACACCAUUAAAAGCUCCACCACAGCCUUCCAAAGCUCCACCGUCAAACAUCUCUCUCUCCACUGAAUCCUCUUCAAAGCACAAAGAUGCGUUUGCUCCAAUGGUUGCCUCUUCCAAUUCGUCGUCGUCGUCUUCUUGCUCCGGUGAUCUGAUGUCUGUGGUUUGUCCGUCUCUGGCAUACGCUAACACUUUGUACUUCAGAUCGGCGUAUAACGUUCAGGUAAUUGUGGAGGACAACGAGCCGGAGGAGAAGUUAUUGGGACGAUUCCGUAGAGAAGUUAUGAAGGCUGGCGUCAUCCAAGAAUGUAAGCGUCGUAGGUACUUCGAGAAUAAACAGGAAGAGAAGAAACGCAAGCAUCGCGAGGCCGCUAAGCGCAAUCGGCGCAGACGGACCCCUUUCAGAAACCCAAAUGACGAGAAGCUGGAAGGUGUGAGCAAGAAGAGGGAAGACGACGAUGAUAACUGGGAUAUGCCUAGUGACAGCCCUCUAAAUUGAGUCGCACCAUCCUUCCUUUUGCUCGAGAGAAUGCUAUGUGAAGAUCGUGUUAUGACGCUACGUUGUACUGUGUGCAUUUGUUGUUUAGAAACCAAAGUUUAUCGAUCAUAUUAUUUGAUUUAGGUGUAUCACUCCUAAUUACAAGAAAUUACAUAACACGAGCUAUUAUUUUUGCACAUUACAAGAAACCAAUUCGAAUUUGUUGCA
Molecule: messenger RNA, 811 nt
Organism: Cynara cardunculus var. scolymus (artichoke)
Lineage: Eukaryota; Viridiplantae; Streptophyta; Magnoliopsida; Asterales; Asteraceae
Product: 30S ribosomal protein S21, chloroplastic
Exons: 2
Coding region: 71-604 (177 amino acids)
Biological process (GO): translation
Cellular component (GO): ribosome
Molecular function (GO): structural constituent of ribosome
Source: RefSeq, a predicted model, not a curated record